Messenger RNA from Anguilla anguilla (European eel), 537 nucleotides. It is a transcript of the gene atp5mg, whose product is annotated as ATP synthase, H+ transporting, mitochondrial F0 complex, subunit g. NCBI's taxonomy places the organism in Eukaryota, Metazoa, Chordata, Actinopteri, Anguilliformes, Anguillidae. The transcript is spliced from 3 exons. The coding region runs from base 104 to 415 and encodes 103 amino acids. Gene Ontology annotation, molecular function: proton transmembrane transporter activity. Gene Ontology annotation, biological process: proton motive force-driven ATP synthesis. The record is from RefSeq and is a predicted model, not a curated record.
UCACUAGAUAACACAUUUUGUGGGUCCUGUGUAGCGGAGGUGACAUUCAGUCGAGGCAGGCUGGACAAGACGGUCUGGGGUUGAAAAAAAUAAUCUAGAAAACAUGGCACAAGCAGUACAGAAAUUGGUGGCUAAGGCUCCACAAUUAGUCGGCGCUGCAGUCUCCUACUCCAAACCCCGGCUAGCUACUUUCUGGCGCUAUGCCCGCGUGGAGCUGGUGCCUCCUUCCCCAGCAGAGAUUCCCAAGGCCGUUGAAAGUGCCUUGGGGAUUGUCAAGAGCUUCCAAACAGGUCGCCUUGGUCAGACCACAGUUAGGGAUGCUUUGAGGAACGGACUCGUCGCCACAGAAGUGCUGAUGUGGUUCUACAUCGGAGAGAUCAUUGGCAAAGGAGGCAUCAUUGGAUACAAUGUGUAGACUGUCCUAAAUCAUAGACUGUCCUGUGGUGUCUUUUUCCCCCUUGAGCACCUGUAAAUGCUCUUUGCCUCCUGUUCCAAACAUGUUUUGGGAUCUAAUAAAUGUCUGUUGUUUAAAAGUAA